UUGGAAGUAGCGGCAAAAAAUUUCUCCGCAUUCCAUGUCUGCCCGGCCUGCACCUUGCCUGGGCUGCGCGUAAAAUGUAUAAACAAACACCUGGGCCUUCAUUCCGGCCCAUUUCAUUUCUCCCUCCCCGCUCACUUUCACUGAUCGUCGAUCCUACCGCGAGCAACGGCAGACUAGGUAUUCUCCGGUGGUUCAGUUACGGGCGGAGCAGCCAAAGGGUUCACGAAACCCCUUCUUCUCCUCCACCAAAUUCCGAUACAAUAGCCCGCCGCCUAACUCCCAUCAUCUCUACCACGAGUCUGUCGAAGGAAUUUCAACCACGUCGUGGUACGCCGUCGAAGCUAAUUGCUUUAAUUCCCACAUUUGUAUCUGCUUCGAGCUCCUGCCGCGAAGGGAGGGAAGAUGAACAAGUGAAGACCCAGUUAUCACACCAAUAUCUGCAAUCGAAUUGAAGUCAUCAUCCCAAUUCCACAAAGAACAGAGAUCGGACGUACCAUAGCCAAAGAGGCACGAUGCUUGAUCUUUUGCUCCCUAUUCAUGAAAUGGAUACAGUUGCCCGCUUCAUCAUCCGAGUCUUCACCGCUGCCUCGCCGCCUGCGCAGCCUUCGACUUUCACGGCCACUUUUGAUCCCAGCAAUCCGCUAGGGAUCGUGGAGAAACUCUUCGACUUCCUGGCCGCGGAGAGCGACUACCUCUUGAAGGACGUGGCGGAGAAAGAGAUCGCGGCGGUGGCGAAGGCUGCCAAGGAGAAGCGAAAAAGGAAGGAGGAGGUGGCGGAAAGAGAGAAGGCCGCCGCUGCUAAGGCUGCCAAGAGCAACAAUAGAUUGAAGGAGGAAGAGAAAGAGAGGAAGAAGCCCGAGAAGGAGGAAGAGAAGGGCUCCAGAGGGUGCAUGUGUCUUUCUGCAAUUUGCAGCUCGGUUGAGAAAUGGAUGAAUGAUGCAUGAUAGAAGAGCUCUAUGACCGCCAGCCUUAUUCUUUAGGUAUGCCUAAUGAGAGAGGCGACAACUAGGGCAGGUCAAGAACUCAAGAUAGAGACAAUGCUGCUAUUAGAUGAAAUGAUAGUUUUGCAGUUAGCGCAUGUUGAGGAGGUUGAGGUCUUGCGACCAGUCCAGUCAAUAUUCAAUAAUCGCUCACAUGAUUUCAUCAGGGCACUUGAAGUAGUGUAUUUUCACUUAUAGUUGAACUAGCUUAUAACCCGACGGAGGAGCUGAGCUGAAUAUUAAAUCUACGGGUUAUCCCAAUAAUUCAAUAUUUGGCUCAGUUCCUCCGACCAACGGGUCGGGUUAUAGGCUAGUAUUCUAAAUAAACACCAAGAAGAAGAACGAAGAAGAAUAUCAUAUGAUUUCUAAUUUAACUUAUAGUCAAGAACUGUCGUUAAGAACACGUAACCCAACCGAUCUAACCUCGAUUUCAUCAUAGGCUCACCAAGGCAAAUUACCCAUCCAGAGCGUCAACUCCUUGAGUUGGUGGCUUAAGUAACCGACUUAAAAUUAUAAGGUGCAUGGUUUAAUUGAUAUAGUUAGUAUUUUGCUUUAAUUUAUCUAAAUAUGUCAUUAAAUUAAGUCAUUCACAUAUGCUUUGUGU
Linum tenue is the source of this 1584-nucleotide messenger RNA. The record is from the annotation of a GenBank genome assembly. Lineage: Eukaryota; Viridiplantae; Streptophyta; Magnoliopsida; Malpighiales; Linaceae.